GUUUUAGGGAUUGCUCCAUGUCUCCGAGAGAAAUCCACGAUCGUCGAGGUAAAUGCAUUCCUCUAGCCGCUCAAGGAAUCCUGCCGCAUUGCCGUCGAAAUAUCGGGAUUUCUCGGGUGGAGCACGCUGGAAAUCCUCGGUAGCUAUGAGUUCUUCGCUAGGGCUAGAGAUUGUGGAGGCGGGAGGCGUGGAUUCUGGGAAGAGCGGUGCCGGGAAUCGCAAGGUGGACAGGGCUACGUCGAUUGUUCUUGCGGCAUUGAAGUCCUGCCGGGAUUUGAGAAAGGGGAGGAAGAUCCACGCGGAAAUGGCCCACGAUCGCGAAUCCAACAUCUACGUCGCCACUGCGCUCGUCAACAUGUACUCCAAGUGUGGGAGCCUCGCGGAAGCGAAGAGAGUCUUCGAUCAGAUGGAGGCUCGCGACGUUGUCUCGUGGACGGCGAUGAUACUGGGCUAUGCCGAGAGUGGCAAAGGUGACGAAGCGCUCAAGCUCUUCGAAAGCAUGGAAGCUCUGCCGAAUUCUCGGGCUUUCGUCGCGGCUCUCAAGGCCUGCUCGGCUCUUGCGACGAGAGAAGCUGUGCUCGAUGGGAAGAUCGUCAAGGUUGCGACGCUCGCGAAGGCGAAGGAUUUGCACGCUCGAGCCGCGAGCGCUGGCUUCGACACGGACAUCUUCGUCGCCAACACGCUGGUGGAUGUGUACGCGAAGUGUGGAGCCAUGGAACUCGCGAGGGAGGUAUUCGAUAGAGCCGCGCUUCGUCGCACUGUGGUCUCUUGGAACGCGCUGAUGCUCGGCUAUGCAGGAAACGGCGAGGAGAACGUAGCGCUGGAGCUUUUCGCUGUCAUGCUACGUGAAGAUGGCUUCCCUCCGGACUCACGGAGCUUCCUCGCCGCGCUCAAGGCCUGCAGUAGCCUGGCGGCGAGAGAGGAAGCGAGGCGAGUGGAUGGCAGGCUCGUCAAGCUCGAGAGCUUGAAGAGAGGGAUGGAAAUUUACGCACAGGCUGUGAGCAGCGGCUUCGACACCGACUUAUACGUUGCCAGCACGGUGGUGGACAUGUUUGCGAAAUGCGGCAACUUAGUCCAGGCUCGGAGGGUGUUUGACAGAAUGGAGCACCGGAACUCUGUCGCGUGGAACGCACUGAUUCUCGGCUAUGCCGAGAACGAUGAGGAAGAGGUGGCUGUGGAUCUGUUUCGGCGCAUGGGAACAGGAGAAGCUUGCGCACCAGAUGGCUCGACUUUCAUUGCGGUGCUCAAGGCAUGCAUUGGUUUUGCCGAGAAGGAAAGCCCGACGCAAAUCGAUGGGAAGGUGGUGAAGUUCCAGGCACUAAGAACAGGUAUGGGAGUUCACUCUCAAGCUCUAAACCGUGGUUGUCAUCGUGACAGUUUCGUGGAGAACGUUCUAGUGGACAUGUACGCUACCUGUGCGAGCUUAGUGGACGCGCACAGGGUCUUCGACAGGAUAGUUGCGAGGGAUGUAGUUUCGUGGACAGCACUAAUGCGGGGAUAUACUGAAACCGGGGAGCCAGAGGUGGCUUUGGAUUUGUUCCAAGAGAUGUUUGGAGCUGAAGCGUGCUGGCCGAACGCUCGGAGCUACCUUGUUGCAAUCAAGGCAUGCACAUGCCUCGCCGAGAAGGAGCCAGCCAGUGGAAACGAAGAACUUGAACAGGAAGCGGAACUUGCGAAAGUCGGAGCUCUAGAGAAGGGGAUGGCGAUUCACUCUCGAGCUGCACAGGAUGGAUUAGUGGCUUCGAAUGUGUUCGUCCCGAGCAGCCUGGUGGAUAUGUACACGAAGUGUGGCAGCAUGGUGGACGCACGCAGAGUCUUCGACGAGAUGUCCAAGCACGACGUUGUUUCGUGGACAGCUUUGAUUCUCGGCUACGCUGAAAACGGUCACGGGGACUUAGCGCUGGAAAGUUUCUCGCGGAUGCAAAGAGAAGGUUGUCUGGCGGACUCGAGAACUUAUGCUGCUCUUGUCAAAGCCUGUGCAAGCGCCGCCACCUUGGGAGCUGUGAAAGCUGCCUAUGGAGAGGUUUGCCGGCAGGGACUUGAGGACGAUGCGAGCUUGGCAACUUCUCUCAUCGACUGCUUCGGCAAAUGUGGGACCUUGAUCGAUGCUCAGCUCGUCUUCGACUCUAUUUCGACUAUAAAAGACCCGGUCUGCUGGAGCACGAUCAUCUCGGCUUACAGUCGCCAGGGUGACACUCAACGCGUUUUCUCUCUUUUCAACGAGCUCGUCGAGGCAGGCCAACAGGCAGACGGUGUGACUUAUCUCUGUCUGCUCACGGCCUGUGGCCACUCGGGGCUUGUGGAGACCGGAAAGAAGUACUUCGAGGCCAUGCUGUCGUCGGGAGGAAUAGCUCCUGCCAUCGAGCACUACCACAGCAUGAUCGAUCUGCUGGGACGGGCCAACAAGCUCAACGAGGCUGUAGACAUGGCGAGAAGCAUGCCGUAUGAAGCGACCGACGUUACUUGGAGGACGCUCCUGGGUGCCUGUCACAAGUGGAAAAAUGUGGAGCUGGGAAGGAUCGCGUUCCGGGAGCUGAUUAGAGUGGAUGCAAAGGAUUCGUCUGCUUACGCGAUGAUGGCCAACUUAAGUCCAGCUUCAGAGGAGUUUGAAGGUGGCUGAGAGAAAGCUCGGGGUAUCUUUGAUUCAAAAGGAGAACCAAACGCUCUGGCACAUUUGAGUCCAAAACAUCCCGUUGCUCGAUCCGACUGUGAUAAGUUCUAGUGGUGAUAUGAUUGGUUCUUGUCAAGAGCACUGAUUUGAAGUCUUUGGCCAUUCCACUAUGUUCUUCGUUUUCUUAAUUUUUUCUUGCAGUGAUAUGUUUGGUUCUUGUCAAAGCGCUGAUUUUAACUCUUUGGCAAUUCCUCUUGACGUACUAUGUUCUUUUUUUCUAGCACGAUAUGUUUGGUUCUUGUCAAAUGCACGUCUUUGGCCAUUCCUCU
Molecule: messenger RNA, 2940 nt
Organism: Selaginella moellendorffii
Lineage: Eukaryota; Viridiplantae; Streptophyta; Lycopodiopsida; Selaginellales; Selaginellaceae
Product: pentatricopeptide repeat-containing protein At2g33680-like
Exons: 2
Coding region: 53-2620 (855 amino acids)
Biological process (GO): RNA modification
Molecular function (GO): protein binding; RNA binding
Source: RefSeq, a predicted model, not a curated record